Messenger RNA from Manihot esculenta (cassava), 1906 nucleotides. RefSeq names its product suppressor of mec-8 and unc-52 protein homolog 1. Lineage: Eukaryota; Viridiplantae; Streptophyta; Magnoliopsida; Malpighiales; Euphorbiaceae. Gene Ontology annotation, molecular function: protein binding. Gene Ontology annotation, cellular component: precatalytic spliceosome. The coding region runs from base 136 to 1674 and encodes 512 amino acids. The transcript is spliced from 16 exons. Gene Ontology annotation, biological process: mRNA splicing, via spliceosome. The record is from RefSeq and is a predicted model, not a curated record.
GACGCCUCAUCCAAACAGUGCCUUAAUUUAACACCGACGUCAUCCAUCCAAAUGGACGUUGUGAAAAAUUGGAACCCUAAACCAGUUUCUCUCCUUAAUCCGAGCGUGCUUUUUCGCUGCUUCUAAGAGCAAAGGAUGACUUUAGAAAUUGAAGCUCGAGAUGUGAUCAAGAUCGUGCUCCAGUUCUGCAAGGAGAAUUCGUUGCACCAAACAUUCCAGACAUUGCAGAAUGAGUGCCAAGUCUCUCUCAAUACAGUGGAUAGUAUCGAGACGUUUGUUGCUGAUAUCAAUAGUGGAAGAUGGGAUGCUAUAUUGCCUCAAGUGGCUCAGCUCAAGCUUCCCAGGAAUAAAUUGGAGGACUUGUAUGAGCAGAUUGUGCUGGAAAUGAUAGAACUUCGCGAGUUGGACACUGCACGUGCCAUUUUAAGGCAAACUCAGGCAAUGGGUGUCAUGAAGCAAGAGCAACCUGAGAGAUACUUGCGACUUGAGCAUCUCCUAGUUAGAACUUAUUUUGAUCCAAAUGAGGCUUACCAGGAUUCAACCAAGGAGAAACGUCGUGCACAAAUUGCCCAAGCUCUAGCUGCAGAAGUUAGUGUUGUUCCACCUUCUCGAUUAAUGGCUCUAAUUGGCCAGGCUCUAAAGUGGCAGCAACACCAAGGGUUGCUUCCACCAGGAACACAAUUUGACUUAUUUAGAGGAACCGCUGCUAUGAAACAGGAUGUAGAUGACAUGUAUCCAACUACUCUUGCGCACACUAUAAAGUUUGGAUCAAAAAGUCAUGCAGAAUGUGCUCGGUUCUCACCGGAUGGGCAGUUCCUUGUCUCAUGCUCUGUUGACGGGUUCAUUGAGGUCUGGGAUUACCUAAGUGGAAAGCUCAAGAAAGAUCUUCAGUACCAGGCUGAUGAAACCUUUAUGAUGCAUGAUGAUCCUGUCCUGUGUGUUGAUUUUAGCCGAGAUUCUGAGAUGAUUGCAUCAGGUUCCCAAGAUGGGAAGAUCAAAGUUUGGCGGAUAAGGACUGGUCAAUGCUUACGUCGUCUUGAACGUGCACAUUCUCAAGGAGUCACUAGUGUUGUCUUCUCUCGUGAUGGAAGCCAGCUUCUAAGUACAUCCUUUGACAGCACAGCCAGAAUACAUGGCCUAAAAUCUGGCAAGUUGUUAAAAGAAUUCCGGGGUCAUACAUCCUAUGUGAAUGAUGCCAUCUUUACAAGUGAUGGAACUCGUGUUAUUACUGCAUCCAGUGAUUGUACAGUCAAGGUUUGGGAUGUGAAGAGUACAGAGUGUAUACAUACAUUUAGGCCACCACCUCCGCUGAGGGGAGGUGAUGCUUCUGUGAACUCUGUUCAUCUUUUCCCAAAGAACACAGAUCACAUUGUUGUUUGUAAUAAGACAUCAUCAGUAUGCAUCAUGACACUUCAAGGACAGGUUGUGAAGAGUUUCUCAUCUGGUAAACGAGAAGGUGGAGAUUUUGUUGCAGCAUGUUUGUCACCAAAAGGGGAAUGGAUUUAUUGUGUUGGUGAAGACAGGAAUAUAUACUGCUUCAGCCACCAAUCUGGUAAACUAGAACAUCUAAUGAAGGUUCAUGAGAAGGAUGUAAUAGGUGUGACUCACCAUCCCCACCGGAAUCUCAUUGCCACAUACAGUGAAGAUUGUACUAUGAAAUUAUGGAAGCCUUGAAUUGCCCUUGUGUUGAUCCUUUUUACAUUUUCACAAACAACUCUUUGCUUUACAUCAAAAAAUUUUCCCUUCCAUAGGCUUCAAAACAGUUUUAAAUUUUGCUUUCAAUUUCCAAUGUGUAUGGUGAAGAGCUAAGUAGAAGACUGCAUCUGUGAUUCUUAACUAAAGGGAACUAGAUCAUUGUAGCCAACUAGCCAUUGGAAAUCUCAAAUCCAUUUUCUUGUGCACAUAA